Molecule: messenger RNA, 1029 nt
Organism: Myzus persicae (green peach aphid)
Lineage: Eukaryota; Metazoa; Arthropoda; Insecta; Hemiptera; Aphididae
Exons: 2
Coding region: 372-809 (145 amino acids)
Source: RefSeq, a predicted model, not a curated record
CAAUCUUUAAGAGUAACUUUUUUUCCAGUUUCGGUAUAGAUUUUUGAUUGAAUUAACUUCUUAUUAGCUUCCAUAUACAUCAAUUCAAUUACUUAGAUUAGAAAAUAACAUUGAAGACAUAGCAUGGUUAUGGCUUUCAUCCAUGCGUGCAAUUUCUAAUUUUGAACCAUCACUGGUUACUCUUAUAUAUAUGAACGCCGGACAGUCUUGCUUCAUAGUACUAGAUAAUGGUUCUUACGUAUUUAAAAUAAUUUAUAAAUAAUUUAAUAAUUAAUAAACACACUUACGAUGCGGAUCGUUGCUGUUCGUUGUUAGAACUUUUCUUAUAAAUUCCUCCAUGAACACAUUUUAAUUUUAAAAAAUAAUAUUUAAUGAGUCCAGAGUAUUUUUUAAUUUUAGCGGAUAUUUCUUUCGAGCUACAUUUUAAGUUCGACAAACCGAAAUCGCAAAAUCACAAAAAAAAUUUUUUUCAUACUCCAGAUUCGUACAGGAAGCUAUCCAUAUCCAGCACAGUAUGUUCCGCCGACGUACUCGGAGCGUUUAUGCGUCCUACUGUGUACAGGCUGGCCAUCCUGUACACGUUAGUGUCUCGGCGGUCAGAUGUAUCUGACGUCCAAGACCAUUUACGCUUGCUGAUAAAUUCGCGUGUGGAGGUUAUACCAAUUGUGUUGUUGAAACCAUAUACACAUCGCUCGUUAUGUGACUGGAUGCAUGUGGGGGAGAAUGAGCCUCGGUCUAGGAGGGUCAUUCAAACCCGAGCGGAGAUGGAAGAGGCGGGCACGUCCCAUGCGCUCGUGCGUUUAGAGUAGUAUUUUUUUUUUGUAGCCGUUGUACGGUUCGUGGAUUAGGCCAUAGGGGAUAUCACUUUAAAAAAAACUUUUGACGUGGGAACGUUAUUGGAUAUCGUAAUAUAUUAUAAACUAAAAAUAUUACACACAGAUUUAAUUACACUCAAUUAUUCAGUCUAUUUUUGUAUAAUGUAUAUUUAUAAAUCUGAUUAAAAAUAAACCAUUAUUCUUAUGAAAUUAA